Messenger RNA from Eublepharis macularius, 4166 nucleotides. It is a transcript of the gene SUOX, whose product is annotated as sulfite oxidase. The record is from RefSeq and is a predicted model, not a curated record. Gene Ontology annotation, cellular component: mitochondrion. Gene Ontology annotation, molecular function: molybdenum ion binding; molybdopterin cofactor binding; heme binding. NCBI's taxonomy places the organism in Eukaryota, Metazoa, Chordata, Lepidosauria, Squamata, Eublepharidae. The coding region runs from base 167 to 1855 and encodes 562 amino acids. The transcript has 5 exons.
UUUUAUCUUAACGGCGAAAGCGCAGCUACUGCCGCGUCACCGAUCCGAAGCUUUUCUUGGAGACUCGGCUCAAAGAUCUUCCUUGCAGAUCUGGAGACUAAAGCCGCAAACGAGGCUUCAGAAGCUGGUCAGGGCUGUUUUCUGAAGACACUGAAACUUGGCUCGUAUGUCUUGUCCCUUUAAUUUGGUUCAUUUCUCAGGCUUGGACAAGAUGCUGCUGACCAGAACCAGCAAGAGCGGCCUCUGGACCCUUCAGAAAACAUACUGGUUUAGAACCUGCCCCCCGGCUUACUUGGCUUCGUCACCCUCCCGCCCCCAUGGCACUUGGAACAGCGCUGGCAGCACUAGACGCAGGUUUGUGGUAGCAGCCGGGGCUGGGUUGGGAAUAGGUACCAUCUUGGCCUACGGAAACUACCGUCGACAGGCGGCUGAGGUUGACCCCCCAGCGUCCACAUCUGGCCCUCCAUUUCCUGUCUUCACCCGGCAGGAAGUGGCUUGCCACCACAGCGAUGCCGAUCGAGUAUGGGUGACCUACGGCAGCGAUGUGUUCGACGUUACAGAUUUCUUAGAGUUGCAUCCUGGAGGGAAAAGCAAGAUUCUCCUGGCAGCAGGAGGUGCUCUGGAACCCUUUUGGGCUCUCUAUGCGAUGCACAAACAGGAACAUGUUUUAGAGAUCCUUCAAAGUUACAAAGUGGGGGAGCUGAGCCCAGAGGAGCCUCCCCAACCGAGUGUGGGAGACCCUUAUGCAGAGGAUCCGCCACGCCACCCUGCCCUGAAAAUCAACACUUUGAAGCCCUUCAAUGCAGAACCCCCUUCAGAGGUGAUCGCUGAGAACUAUCUGACCCCCAGCCCGUUCUUCUUCAAACGCAACCACCUUCCUGUUCCGCUUGUGGACCCUGCUGCCUACCGGCUGCAUGUCCAGGACGCCUGUGGCCGGACACUGUCUCUUUCUCUGCGGGACUUGAAAAGAAGUUUUCGUAAGCACGACGUGGUUGCCACAGUGCAGUGUGCUGGCAAUCGCCGGGCAGAAAUGAAUGCACUCCAGAGCACCAACCGGUUAGGUUGGGGCAUUGGGGCCAUUAGCACGGCGUGCUGGGGGGGCGUCCUCCUCCGGGACGUCCUUGUGCAUGCUGGGUACCAGCCUGGCGACGAAGGGCAUGUCUGCUUUGAAGGGCUAGACAGAGAUCAGAGCGGCACCGUUUAUGGUGCCUCUAUCCCUUUGAAGAAAGCAAUGAACCCCGAGGGGGACGUCCUCUUGGCCUAUGAGAUGAACGGAGAAGAGCUGCCUCGGGAUCAUGGAUUCCCCCUCCGGGUCGUCGUGCCCGGUACCGUGGGUGCUCGAAGCGUCAAGUGGCUGACCCGAAUUUCAGUGGGUCCAGAGGAAAGCAAAAGCCACUGGCAGCGGAAAGAUUAUAAAGGAUUCUCUCCCGCUGUGACGUGGGAUACGGUGGACUUUUCCAAGGCCCCUUCCAUCCAAGAGAUGCCGGUCCAGUCAGCCAUCACCGAGCCCAGCCCUGAUGCCUCUGUCACCCCUGGAGAACUCACGGUGAAGGGCUAUGCUUGGAGUGGAGGCGGGCGAAAUGUCAUCCGUGUGGAUGUCUCACUGGAUGGUGGGAAGAGCUGGCGGGAGGCCGAGCUAACUGGGGAGGAGCAGUUGCCUGGCCGAGCUUGGGCAUGGAAGCUGUGGCAGCUGAAGGCUUCUGUGCCCACGGGUACCAAACAGCUGAACAUUGUCUGUAAGGCUGUGGACAGCAGCUACAAUGAGCAGCCUGACACGGUGGGGCCGAUCUGGAACAUUUUGGGAGUGCUCAACAAUGCUUGGCACCGGGUGCGCAUCUCCGUCGGGGAGGACUAAAGGGAACUUCUGCGUACUGUUUUCCUUCUGCAAUCAAGGUCCCCUUGGACACGACCAGAGAUCUUCAGUGGGGUCUUAGGAUCCCAUUUUUGCACACUGUUUGCCCCACCUCAUCACUGUAGUGAGGUCUAUGGAGAGUUCAGAGGAAGAGGGUAGACUUUCUACUUAACUGCAAUAGGUGUCUCUGUUUUCCUUGGACGUUUGAGACUGGCCCCUUUUCGGUGACUCCAAGAAGUCUUUCCAGUAGUCCACUUUACCUACACUGCUUAUUAGAUGAACUUUUAGUUUAGGUAUAUUGUCGAAGGCUUUCACGGCCGGAGAACGAUGGCUGUUACGGAUUUUCCGGGCUGUAUAGCCGUGGUCUUGGUUUAGGGUUUGGUUUGGGUUUUGCAUUGUGUAUUUCAGUCUCCGUUGCUAUGUUGUCACAUAGCGAAGCUGCUUAAAGACAAACGUUAAUUUUCCCCAUACCAUUAAUAUGUUUUUUUCUUGCCCAUCACCAUAUCUUUCCCCCUCCUGAAUGGGGGACUCCUUUCAUGGUCCCAAGUUCUGUAUAGAGCAAGAUGUACCUGCAGUAGUUCUAAGGGAGAACUUUAUUCUGGAGCUGCAGUAGAGUGACUGAACUGCGUAGGAUCGCACUGUCCCAUGUUGAUAGUGCAAUCCUAUGCAGAGUUACCCAAGUCUAAACCCGCUGAUUUCAGUCUGCUUAGGCUGGGCUUGACUGCAGAGGGGCGUGGUGCAAGUCUGGCCAGCAUCUGUGUGUCCUCCUAUUCCAGUCGUGGGAAGAGUUUUUGUGGUGUCCUUCUGAGAAUCCUGCUGCCUUUUAGAACCUCUGGUGCCUUGAAAGGGGCGCCGCGUCUUCAUUGCUGCAUCUGUUGAUCUUUCUCGGAUCAGUUUGAGUGUUCUCGUAGUUAUUGGUGGUAGUCGUUUCUGCCACCCCCGCUGUUCAACAGCCAUGCUGACCAGAUGCAAAAAAGCGACCAAGAGAGAAUUGGAGCGCAGCCCUUAAAGUUAAUUGAGCAUCCUUUGCAUACAGAAUGGUGGUGGCAUUCACACUUGGUUGGGUUUAGUCCUUGGUAGGACUGCAAAUGCUAUUGAGGACUGCUGCUAAGCUUGCAUAGAUGCUCUUCCGGGACAGUCAGGCAUGUGAAGCAGGAGGCUGUGGGUGGAGGAACGCUCCCAAGAAACGCAGGCUGCUGCUGCUGGUCAUAUGGGGAAGCUUAGGUUUUCCUUCUGGACCAUGUUGGAAUCCGUUUUGUCUUGAGCAUUUCGCUUCCCAAUGCCUGCUUGCUCCCAGCUGUGUCAGCAGUGUGCCUUCUUUCUCGUGGUGCAAGGGUUUGUUUUUUUGGCUCAUUCGCACGCUCCUUUCCCAUCUUCUCAGGGUACUGAAGUUACAUCUCUUCCGGUUUGCAGCCUGCACCUCUUCUGCAACUCUCACACAAAUGUGCUUUCCUGCUAUUGAUGCGCACGCGAGAAUUAAAGUGGACAGAUAGGAAGAUGUCCUCGAAUUUACUGGGGGUUUGAUGCAAUGUACUGUACUGCUGCAACCGUUGCACUGGGGCAGUUAUAGCACUUUGGGGUUGGGGAAGGCUAUGGAGGGGGAAGCUUUGCUGUGGUAGAGCUACGUGUCUCUUUCAGCUCUGCCCCCAAACAUCAAGUGAUGCUUAGAAAGUAGAUAGAUUCUGGACCUGCAGUGUAAUGCCCCCCCCCACCAUCAUGCUCAUAAGCAGUUUUCUUACAACAUCUGGCAAGCUUUGAAUGUUGGCUGCAAGGAGAGCUUUCACCUUUUUUUAAAAAAUUGCUGUUUCCCUCUGCUGGCCAUGUUGAGAAAUUUGUACACAAUCAGAGUUUCAGAGUUUCACAAUGACCCAUUUACAGAAAAGCUGAAACUAGAAAAAGGUCCCUCAUGCUAGAGCACCAACAGUAUAAAACUGCUUGAGCUGAAUUCUUAGCAGAGCUGCAUUUCAGCUUCUCUUCUACAGCUAAACAUGGAACCUAUUAACUCUUGAUGUCUUUUUUGACAGCUCUAAUGAAUGUUUUGACAACAGAGAGUUUGAUACUCACAUGGGCUUGGAGCUGUGCCGUGAAUCAAAGAAGGCCUGAUUGUUGCUAGAACAUUGUAUGUGCAAAGAUAGCAGUUAUUCAAGGAUAAGGCUUGAUGAAUCCUGCAAAGGAAGUAGGUGUCAAGGGAGAUAGAUACCUGUUGGGCCCAAUGAUUUCAGUGGCUGUUCAUUAUUUUGGGUGUCCAGGCCUUUCUGCUGCGUGGUUCUGCUGCAUGUGAGUAUCGAACUCUCUGUUGUCAAAACAUUCAUUA